GUCACCCAUAGCAGUGAACGCUGCCUGCUACGAGGGUGCCGGCUCUGUCGGUCUGCCGCCGCCUCCCAGCCUCAUGAGCUGCACCAGAAUGAUCCAGGUUCUGGACCCACGUCCUCUUACAAGUUCAGUCAUGCCAGUGGAUAUGGCCAUGAGGUUUUGUUUUGCUUAUUCGCCACCUCUGAGGAGUUUCCUGGGCCCUUACAAUGACUUUCAACGAAAAAUUUUUGUGAAUAAAUUGAAGCCUUUGAAACCAUGUCUCAGCCUCAAACAGGAAGCCAAAUCACAGAAAGAAUGGAAACACUCACACAACCAAGCCAAGAAGCGGGUUGUAUUUGCUGACUCCAAGGGCCUCUCUCUUACUGCAGUCCACGUCUUCUCUGACCUUCCAGAAGAACCUGCAUGGGAUCUUCAGUUUGAUCUCUUGGACCUGAAUGAUAUCACCUCUGGUUUAAGACUCCAUGAGGAGAAAAACCUGAUUUUAGAUUUUCCUCAGCCUUCCACUGAUUACUUAAGUUUCCGGAAUCAUUUUCAGAAGAACUUUGUUUGUCUGGAAAAUUGCUCUUUGCAAGAACGAACAGUGAGUGGGACAAUCAAAGUGAAAAAUGUGAUCUUUGAGAAGAGGGUUCAGGUCCGCAUUACAUUUGACUCCUGGAGAAGCUACAGGGAUGUGGACUGUGUCUACAUGAAGAAUGAGUAUGGCAGCUCAGAUAGUGACACCUUCUCCUUUACCAUUGACUUACCCUCCGUCAUCCCAACUGAGGAGAAGACUGAGUUCUGCAUUUCUUACCAAGCGAAUGGGCAAGUCUUCUGGGACAACAACGAGGGUCAGAAUUACCAAAUAGUUCAUGUGCAGUGGAAACCGGAUAGGGUGCAGACGCAGAUGACACGCCAGAAUUGUGCAUUCAACCAGAUGCCUCCUAAGACUGAGUCGGAGUCAAUAGUCUUUGGCAGUCCGAGGCUGGCUAGUGGCCUGUACCCAGAAUGGCAGAGCUGGGGCAGAAUAGAGAAUUUGGCCUCUUAUCGAUGAAUUAAGCAACCUACUGAUUGAUCUUGACCUGUUGUAGUCCCUAUGCAAUUCUAGGUCUGUAUUGCUCAAUAUUAGGAAGCCUUUGCUACUUUCCAUCGAUAGGUUUAGCUUUGAGUCUUUGGGACCUGGCAACAGAAAAAUAUGAGCCAUUUGAGCAUUUUGUUCUAGAUGAUCAAGUAACAGCCUGGGAACUAUUUCUGUUUAAUCCUUUAUUUUUUCUCCCAGUACCCUUCCUGUCUUCCCUCUCAAUUCACUAGCUUUCACAUUGGGCAAGAACAACUUGAGGAAGGACAGUUGAUGGUGAUGGAAAGCUGUGUUAAUGGUAUGAGGAAUGUGUGAAAGGGUUAAGCAAAUAGCUCUGAGACUCAAACCAGAGUAGAAGUGGAGGUCUGAACAUUUAAUUGUUGGUGAAAUGAUGUAAGGUUAUUUUGUGUUUUGAAGUUGGUUUUUCAACUUUUUCUCCUGGAGAAGUAACUCAGAAGAGAGGAAAGAGGUCUGUUCUACGUAUUGUGAAGAAAAGCCAAAUCAACUUUUAGGGUAUUGGAUGGUGUUGGGGGAAGAUGAACUAUAUAAUUUUGGAGACUCAAGACCUUAAGUAAAGCCUUUCUGUUUAACCAUGGUCUAUUU
Molecule: messenger RNA, 1654 nt
Organism: Perognathus longimembris pacificus (Pacific pocket mouse)
Lineage: Eukaryota; Metazoa; Chordata; Mammalia; Rodentia; Heteromyidae
Product: protein phosphatase 1 regulatory subunit 3C-like
Exons: 1
Coding region: 74-1027 (317 amino acids)
Biological process (GO): regulation of glycogen biosynthetic process
Cellular component (GO): protein phosphatase type 1 complex
Molecular function (GO): glycogen binding; protein phosphatase 1 binding
Source: RefSeq, a predicted model, not a curated record